CAGCCGCAAGGAAGGCGCGGGGGAGGCGAGCGGGAGCCGGAGCCCCAGCGGCAGCCACUGUUGGCAAAGAGCAACCGGGCGCAGCCAGAGCCGGAGCCGCAGCCGCGAUGGCCGUGGCCGUGGGGAGACCGUCUAAUGAAGAGCUUCGAAACUUGUCCCUUUCUGGCCAUGUGGGAUUUGACAGUCUUCCUGACCAGCUGGUCAACAAGUCUACGUCUCAAGGGUUCUGUUUCAACAUCCUGUGUGUCGGUGAGACGGGCAUCGGCAAGUCCACGCUAAUGGACACUUUAUUCAACACCAAAUUUGAAAGUGACCCAGCUACUCACAAUGAACCAGGUGUCCGGUUAAAAGCCAGAAGUUACGAGCUUCAGGAAAGCAAUGUCCGGCUGAAAUUAACCAUCGUGGACACCGUGGGAUUUGGAGACCAGAUAAAUAAAGAUGACAGCUACAAGCCAAUAGUGGAGUACAUCGAUGCCCAGUUUGAGGCCUACUUGCAAGAGGAACUGAAGAUCAAACGUUCUCUCUUCAACUACCACGACACCAGGAUCCACGCUUGCCUCUACUUCAUUGCCCCUACUGGGCAUUCACUGAAGUCCCUGGACCUGGUCACCAUGAAAAAGCUGGACAGUAAGGUGAACAUCAUUCCAAUAAUUGCAAAAGCUGACACCAUUGCCAAGAAUGAAUUGCACAAAUUCAAGAGUAAGAUCAUGAGCGAACUGGUCAGCAAUGGAGUCCAGAUAUAUCAGUUCCCUACAGAUGAAGAGACAGUGGCAGAGAUUAAUGCAACAAUGAGUGUCCACCUGCCCUUCGCAGUGGUCGGCAGCACUGAAGAGGUGAAGAUCGGCAACAAGAUGGCCAAGGCCAGGCAGUACCCGUGGGGUGUGGUGCAGGUUGAGAAUGAAAACCAUUGUGACUUUGUGAAACUUCGGGAGAUGCUGAUCCGCGUGAACAUGGAAGAUUUGCGAGAACAGACUCACACCCGCCACUAUGAGUUGUAUCGGCGCUGUAAGCUCGAGGAGAUGGGGUUCAAGGACACGGACCCCGACAGCAAGCCCUUCAGUCUUCAGGAGACAUAUGAAGCAAAAAGGAAUGAAUUUCUGGGAGAACUUCAGAAGAAAGAAGAAGAAAUGAGACAAAUGUUUGUGAUGAGAGUGAAGGAAAAAGAAGCUGAACUUAAAGAGGCAGAGAAAGAGCUCCACGAGAAGUUUGACCUCCUCAAGCGGACACACCAAGAAGAGAAGAAGAAAGUGGAAGACAAGAAGAAGGAGCUGGAGGAGGAGGUGAACAACUUCCAGAAGAAGAAAGCAGCAGCGCAGUUACUACAGACCCAGGCCCAGCAGUCUGGGGCCCAGCAAACCAAGAAAGACAAGGAUAAGAAAAACUUCUUCUUUAUGUAACCAUCCUGUUGCCAAGCCCUACUCUCUCCUAAUGGACAGCAUUAGAAGAGCAGGAGCUGUCUGUUCACACGUGUGGGGAAGAGUUACCUCAUCUCCACCAUCGCCUCCUUUUCUUUCAAAGUCUGGGUCAAAUAUUUCACUGCUGUUUGUAUUUGUCAAUGUCUGUUUACAAACCACUACCCAAAGUGGUUACUAAAGUGACUUAUCACUACCAAAAAGUUAUACUAAAGAGGAAAUUGAGUGCAUCAGAGAACUGGGGCAGAGACCCAAGGUAGCCGUGUCGGGAUCCUGUUGCUUAGCUGUCAGGUUCUUGAAGCUGCUAUCCGAGAACUCAUGGACUGAAGACAGCACGCACCUGAUCUCUGAGGUGGCCGCCACCUCCAGGGUCCCCAGACUUGAUCUCAUGUUAACUCCAGACCUCUCUGUCCCAUGCAUGACAUUCUGAACAACCCCCUCAGGACCCUCAACCAUCAGAUCUGGGCAACAUAUUCCUUCCCUGUUAGUUUUAUGGGUUUUGGAGUUUUGUUUUUCUUAAACAUUUGGUAUUGCAUGAACAGAGAUGGCUGCAUCUUUUAUUAUUUGGUGUGUUCUAUUGAUACAGUGUUUUUAUUUUUCAGCUGACGACCUGCCUCUUGAGAGAGAGAAGUGGGCAUCCUUCCUUUAAAUUCAGGAACCACUGGUGUUUUGACUUUUUUUCCGUUACUGCAUCCCUUAUAUAAGUUGUUUGGGAUUGUUUUGGGAAAAAAUGCCAGUUAGCCAGUUCUGCUUUAUUUAUUGGUUAUUCAACUCCGUUUUGAUAUCAAAAUUAAGCUAGUUUUAAGCUCAAGGGGCAAUUUAAGUGAAGUCACAGAAUUCUCUUUAAAAU
Molecule: messenger RNA, 2262 nt
Organism: Molossus molossus (Pallas's mastiff bat)
Lineage: Eukaryota; Metazoa; Chordata; Mammalia; Chiroptera; Molossidae
Gene: SEPTIN11
Product: septin 11
Exons: 10
Coding region: 108-1397 (429 amino acids)
Biological process (GO): cytoskeleton-dependent cytokinesis
Cellular component (GO): septin ring; cell division site; microtubule cytoskeleton
Molecular function (GO): GTPase activity; GTP binding; molecular adaptor activity
Source: RefSeq, a predicted model, not a curated record